AUGCAGUCUAUAGGGACGAGCAGCCAAGCCUCAACGUGGGAGGGGGAACGGGAAAGCGAGCACGCCAGCACAGGCACAACCACACUCUCCUGCUUUCAGUGUCGGGCUCGCAAAGUGAAAUGCGAUCGGUUGAAGCCCACCUGCAGUCGAUGUGUUCGGCUUGGAGAUGAAUGCGCCUUCCCAAACUCGCGACAGAGGCGAACAACUAGGAAGAAGAAUCCCGUCACAUUGGAGGCUCGAUUAGCUCGACUGGAGGACAUGCUUAAGCAAAGCGGCCGAGCAGAGGUACUACUGGAAGAUCCCGAAGUUCCAUCUACGACAAACGAAUUGAUUGGACUUGGUCAGUUUGAGCAGCUUCCGCCCAGCCAUCUGAUUGAACGACUAGUUGGUUUGUAUUUUGACGAACUACACCAAGAUGCUCCAAUGUUGCACCGCACACGCUACAUGGCCUCUCUACAUCGCCCUGCCCACAUGCGCCCACCCAUGUCAUUACAGUACGCCGUCUUGGCUCUAGCCGCAACAACAUGUCAGGAACUCACACACCUCGCAAUUCCGUUCUAUCAGCGGUCUAGGCGAUAUGCCGAGGCAGAUGAGAUGAAGGGCCAAGGAGAAUACUUUACCACCAUUGCCCAUACGCAAUGUUGGUGCUUGCUAGCGAUGUAUGAGUCCCGACAACUCCUCUUCUCUCGCGCGUCUGUGAGCCUGUCCAAGUGUGUCCGGAUUGCCCAGAUGCUCGGGUUGCACCGUCUCGAUAGUCCGCAGCAGGCAACUGAUCCUCCGCUUCCUCCACCAAGAGACUACUUUGAGGUUGAAGAACGGAGGAGAACCUGGUGGGCCAUCUUCUGCUCCGAUCGCUUCGUGGGUGGCAUGACAGGUUGGCCUGCCUCAGUCAACGAGAAGGAUAUCGAGACCCGAUUACCGGCGUCCGACGAUGCCUUCGAGAUGGGCACCAACGAAGCAACUCCCUGGCUCACAGACGCCCUUCAAGGAACUAUGGUUUAUUCUCCCUUUGCUGGUAAGGUGCUUACCGCCUAUACGUUCUACAGAACUCUUGAGCACACAUUCAGGUCCUUCCCGAAUGACGAUAUCGAGAAUAUUUCAAAUGGUCCAUACUGGACUCGACACCGAGGGAUUGACACUGACCUAUCUAACAUGAUCCUGUACCUCCCAGAGAGCAUACGCCUCCCGCAGUGCGGGUGGAACCGGAACGCCAUCGUCGUCAAUGCCGGUAUUCACACCUCAGUCAUUUGCAUACACCGAGCGGCGUUGGCAAAGAUAAGAGAGUUCGGUCUCCCAGCAGACAUGUUUGCGAGCAGCAGGCUUCGGCUUCUACCGUCGGCAGAGCAAAUAGUGAACGCUCUCAAGUCGACUGGCGAUGUUGAGGGCGCCAUGGCUGACCAUUUCUUGGGGUUUUCUGCAUAUCUCGCAUCCUUGAUCUUUCUAGAAGUCUACAUGGAAACCCAAUGGUCGCAGAGCGAGCAAAACCUUCAAUAUCUUCUCGGUGCCAUGGCUCACGCUGGCGAGAAGGACCCGUUCUCGCGCUCGUUAGCGAUUCAGCUUGCUUUAGGAAUGAGGCAGGUCGGUAUGGACUCGAGCACUCUAGACAGAGUAAGAGGGCAAACGCAAAGACUGUUUCUGAUUUUGAAGUUGCUAAUAACUAUAACCCAGGUACAGCAACUUCCGCCAACAUCAGUAUUAAUACCCAUUCUUGCCAAACAAGACAAGGCCUCGUCACACAUCACUUUCUGUUCAAUUUUGCCUACGAAGAUGGAUGACUACUCGAGCUCACCAAGCCAGGAAUAA
Messenger RNA from Fusarium vanettenii 77-13-4, 1803 nucleotides. RefSeq lists its product as uncharacterized. Gene Ontology annotation, cellular component: nucleus. Lineage: Eukaryota; Fungi; Ascomycota; Sordariomycetes; Hypocreales; Nectriaceae. The record is from RefSeq and is a predicted model, not a curated record. Gene Ontology annotation, molecular function: zinc ion binding; DNA-binding transcription factor activity, RNA polymerase II-specific; DNA binding. Bases 1 to 1803 code for a protein of 600 amino acids. The transcript is spliced from 6 exons. Gene Ontology annotation, biological process: DNA-templated transcription; regulation of DNA-templated transcription.